AUGCAGUACUUGUACCUGGUUUUGGCUCGUGUCGUGGUGGACUUUCGCAGUACGCGAAUGCCGUUCAAUCGGUUCGACAUAUUCCCGCCGAAUUUCAAAGAGGAAAUCAAGGAGGACCAGUGGCUGGGUGUAACUGUCCGGUCCGGGGGCAAAGGCAGGAAAGUGAUGGUGUGUGCACAUCGUUAUGUGCGGAAGGUGUCUGAGAAUCGGUGGGGACAAGGGCUGUGCUACACUUUGUCUCAGUUGCUGGACUGGGACCAGGAUUGGCAGCCGUGUUCUGGCGAACCUGUUCGACAAGCACACGAGCAGUAUGGGUUUUGUCAGGCUGGGACCAAUGGGUUCCUCACCCCGGACGACGACGUGGCACUCAUCGGUGCCCCUGGCCCGUACACGUGGCGUGGCACCGUCUACGCCUACAACAUUUCGGAGAAUUUCCUCGAGCGGGAUAAAACCAAGUACUACGUGCCUGUGCAAGAACGAGAAUCGCCCGUUGACAAGUACAGCUACCUCGGCUUUUCCACGACUGCUGGGCGAUUUUUCCCGGACGAGAAAACUUCUUUCGUUGCUGGAGCUCCGAGAUCCAACGGAACGGGACAAAUAUUCUUCUUCAAGAGGAUUCCGCGACAGAGUUUGAUGAAAGUUCAAUUGUCACUGUCUGGAGACGUGUUCGCCUCGUCCUACGGCUACGAGUUGGCCUCAGCGGAUAUUAACGGCGAUGGGAUGACGGAUUUAGUUGUUGGAGCACCGUUCCACUAUGCGAAAAAUUCAGGAGGAGCAGUGUAUGUUUACAUUAACUCUCCGAUGGGCUUUCAGGCGAAUCAUCCCUUCACGAAAUUGACCGGAACUGCGGAAUCUCGAUUUGGGUUUGCGAUUGCGAAUAUUGGGGAUGUCAAUCUUGAUGGAUUCGAAGAUAUUGCUGUCGGAGCUCCCUACGAGGGUGACGGAGUUGUUUACAUCUAUCUUGGGUCGAAGACUGGCCUAAUCGAGAAAGUGGCGCAAGUUAUCCGAUCAGAAAAUUUGAACGUGGUUCAACCGCCCAAGACCUUCGGUUACUCCUUGUCGGGUGGUCUGGACAUGGACAGAAAUGGAUACCCCGACUUGUUGGUGGGCUGCUACAGCGACGACAAGAUUGUGAUGAUCAGAGCGAGGCCGAUAGUUGACAUCGAAACGCGGGUUGAACCGAUUGACACAUUCACCAACAUCGACCCAGCCACUCCAGGGUGCAAGAAUAACUCCCAAUCAUCAGAGGUUUGCUUCAGCUUCAGCGCCUGCUUUCGAAUGAAAAAGUCGAAAUCAAUAAGACGGGAAACUAGUCUGGAAUUGUCUUACCGGAUAGAAGCGGAGACGUUCACGGGGAAGAAGUUCUCCAGGGUUUAUUUUGAAAACGGAUUGGCAGACAGGCCAAAUGUCGUGAAGAAGGACACAGCGUUGAGUUCGUCCUCCUUCUUCGACUUCCACUGUUUUACCGAGACUGUUUAUCUUCGCGAGGGAACGACCGACAUCCAGAGCCCGAUUGCUUUCAGGAUGACUUAUUCCUUGGUUCAGCCCAGCCCAAAACUACCAAAAGCCGGGGCUCCCCUUCCGGAUAUGGCCGAUUAUCCGAUUUUAAAUCAACAAGAAGCCGUGAGAGAAUUUGAAGCGACAUUCCUCAAAGACUGUGGAUCCGACGAUCUUUGCCAGUGUGAGCUGUACUUGAACAUCACGACAAACAUGAUUGCCAAAGAUGAUGAUGGAAACCCACUUUUCAUCCUCGGUGAGCAGAAGGAGAUCUUGCUCAACAUCGCUGUCACGAAUCUAGGAGAACCGGCUUAUCUGACGUCUCUAACCGUGGAGUUCCAGUUAUCCUUGAACACAACGUCGGAAGACUUGGCUGCGCGAAAUGAUUUCAAUGUCCUGGUUCGAGUUGUGAUGCAAGCCGAACUUUCGCUCAGCGGAUUGGCUCAUCCCGAGCUGCCGACGUACGGCGGAGAAAUCCGCGGGGAGAGCUCGAUAAGAUUCCUGGACGAGAUCGGGACCCGCGUGGACCACGUGUACCAGGUGGCCAACGACGGUCCGUCGACGGCCAACCGCCUGACGAUCGUCAUCGACUGGCCAUACCAGGUGGAGAACGGGCGGGCCCAGGGUAAGUGGCUCCUGUACCUCACGGAGCGGCCGGUGGUCGAAGGCGACGGAGAGUGCGUCAUCGCCGACGGCGCCAUCAAUCCGCUCAAGCUGACGAACGUGGACGAAACCAGUGACCAGCCGCUGCUUUACGGCUACGCCAAUUCCCUGGGCUAUUUGUCGUCCGAACAUGCUGUGACAGAGUCAUCGAGGGAAGACGGAACCAGCAGUGUCAUGUUUGACGCCGACGAGAGCGACGGAUUCAGCACUGCUGGAGUCGCCGUUGGUGGAACUGUCCGCGAAGGUUCGCUGGGUUCAAACGCCAUCGAAGAAGUGGACGAAGAGAAAUAUCACUCGAAAGGGGAAUCCGGAAUGCAUUACUCCGGCACUUCGAAAACCUCGUACACGUCGAGAGAGGAAAAGGUUUUCCGAAGCAAGGAGACACGAGUUGAGAGUUCUCAGAGCGAAAACAGUCGAGUGAGCAGCAGUAGCAAGUCAGCUUCUUCCGCGGUUCAUGCCUCAUCAUCGUCAUCGGCAUUGUCGAAGGGCGCCGACGAUUUCGGGGACUCGGACUUUUAUGUCGAUGAGGAUUACGAAGACGAACCGACGGGCACUAAAAGGAGACGCAAGAGAGACGCCGAAGCGAGAAUCGAACCGAGGCGCAUAACGGACAAGAACGGGAAUACGGAGCUCGUCGUGGUUUUUGAUUGUCUCGGAGGCUCUGCGAAAUGCGUCCAGUUUCGCUGCGACAUUCGGAAUUUGAUGGUGAAACAAACCGCGACCGUGCACAUCAUGGCUCGGUUGUGGAAUGCGACGCUGGUCGAAGAUUAUCCGCAAGUGGAUCGAGCGCUGAUCCGGUCUCGGGCCAGACUAGCGCUGGAUCCCAACAUCCCUCUAGUGCAAUACAGCAUUCGUGACGACGUCACUUAUGCGGAAACGAGUGCUUUGCCGGACUCGCUGACAGUGCCAGGCCGAGCAGGGAUCCCGUGGUGGGCCAUCCUCCUCGGGGUGAUUGGGGGCCUGCUCUUGCUGGGCCUCAUUGGUGUGUGCCUCUGGUGGUGUGGGUUCUUCAAGCGGAAGAAGCCCGACUUCACGCUGAGCGGGAACCUGGAGCGACAACGCAUGAACGGCGACUACUGAUCAACGUUCAAAUCCUCGUCAAUGAGUAUUCCUUCAUCGUGUUUGCCUAUAGAAUCUUCAACUGCUGCUGCUGUGGUGCGCUUAUUGAGUAGGAACCUCCAUCUUUAUUAUAGAUGUCGUCCUUCAUUAUUGUUCAUGUUCUCGUCUGUCGCUUUGGUGAAAUCCCUCUUUUUGGUUCCUCGUCUUAUUGCGUUCACACUUCAGACAUGAUGCUGCUAUAUAGUUCUUGCUGUGAUGCUUCAUCGAUGAAGAGUGACCCUUGGUUUUUCGUUUUACCCAAAUAUUUUUUCUGCUCCUCGGAAAAGGUGGACAAAAAAAAAGGCUGGUGGAAUUUUUAGGUGUCGUAUAUGUAGGAGCAAGUUGCAAUAUUUUGUUUUCAUUUGCCGCUUUUAUCGUACUUUCGGUCCACUUUUCGAAGUCUAUUCAAAUUUGUUUUUAAACCGGUUUGGAGAUCACAUUCUUGUGAAAUUUUCAUUUUACGGGUGGUAGACGUCGAUGAAGCUGCUUUUGCCUUGCCUCGAACGCACUGGCGUACCUCGAAAGGAAAGGCAACGGCAGCAGGUGAAUCGACACUUGAUUGAGCGGCGGAGCCCAUUGAGCAAUUUUUGUUCGAAUGAAGAAUAGCUUUCCGCUUUAGGAAAUCUGAAAAUCCCAUCGAUUGCUAAUAAUUGUGGAGUAUCUCUUUUCCUGCAAGUGCCAAAGUGGAUUUUUUUUUAACCCGCGCGCGAUGACCUUUUUUUUGUCUAUUGUCGUCUUGUGCCAUAAUCGCCGCGUCGCUGAUUGCGAAUGUCUGAAUGCGUUCGGACUUUUCGCCGCUGUUCGUAUUUUUUUUAUUUGCUUUGAGAUCAAAUCCGUCCAAGAGGGUGUUUUGUGCGAAGAUUGUCGGGAACUGGUUGGAUAAUUUCCCUCUCCGUAACUGUCUCUUUCGGUUAGUUCUUGUAAUCUCGGCGUGUUUAGAAAAGUUUUCGAGGAGUUUCGCCUUUUCUUUGCUUCAAUUUUGGUCGUGUGACUAUUCGGAAGACGAAUCGAUCCUUUUUGUAGGGGUAUGAAGGUUUUUGUUUUGCGGAGUUGCCUUUGCAUCGGUUUUUCUGUGAUCCUUGAUUACUUGGGCCGGAGGACUCAAGCAACAAGUGGGAUUCGAGGUUUGAGUGAAAAUGUCUGACGCGUUCUUUUUUUUUUUAGUGUGAAGAUUUCUGGUUAACUUUUGUCAAAAAAUGGUGCUAAAUUUCCCGAGAAGAAGGAAUCUCUCGACUUCUGCUGCUGUAUGAGAGUGAGUGAGAGAGUUGUUAAUUGAAAGAUUUUGUGAUAGGUUUCGCUCGAAUUCUUCCGAAAUGCCUUUUGACCAAAUUUCUUGAGGAAAGUUUUUUUCCUUCAAUUUGGUGCUUUCUUUUCCAAGCAGACACUAUAUAUGCACCGGAAGCGGGGCGUUUAUAAUUAAUAUUCUAGUCAAACAAACAAACGAGAAAGAAAAAAAUACUGAUCAUGAACAUUUACUUGACCUUUACUGACGAUGAGAAAGAAAAGAAAGAGGAAGGAAGAACAUCUCUCGUAAAAUCCGAAAUCCGAGGCACUUGGUGAACUCAUCUCGAUAAUCUGUGACUAACGUGGACAUCGAAAUUCCUAAAAACAAGUCGGAGUGAGAAGUUUCCCCCUCGGAUUUCACCGUUUUAUAUUUGUUUGCGAAUUGUUUGUCUCUUCGUGGGGAAGAGGGGGAAUAAGAAGGGAACUCUCGGACCGUUUUUAAUGAUCGAGGGAAUACAUUGGUACUUACGAGCAAA
This is a messenger RNA of Notodromas monacha, 5018 nucleotides long. The record is from the annotation of a GenBank genome assembly. NCBI's taxonomy places the organism in Eukaryota, Metazoa, Arthropoda, Ostracoda, Podocopida, Cyprididae.